Eruca vesicaria subsp. sativa (arugula) is the source of this 1576-nucleotide messenger RNA. Lineage: Eukaryota; Viridiplantae; Streptophyta; Magnoliopsida; Brassicales; Brassicaceae. The record is from the annotation of a GenBank genome assembly.
AUGCGUUGCGUGGCUUGUACUUGGUCACGACCAAGCGGAGCUUCUCGUAUCUCCUUCUCUGGUCACCUUUCGUCUAGUUUUCACCACCGAUCUCCUUUAUCAUUGUCUCUAUCUUUUCCUUCCUCUUGCGAUGUGAGCUUCCUUGUGUCAUGCUCCUCCACAUCUGAACCGUCCGAUCUCAAAGAUUCGUCAAAUCGUUCAUACAGCCGUCGAUGGUACAACCCUCUUCCUCGGCGUCGACAUGCCGAUCAAAUGCCGACUUCUCGGAUUGCUCGUGACUGGAUUGAUUCAGAUACCUCUCCCAUUUGCGAAGAUUCAGACAGAGACAAAUUCACUGUCGUGUCAUACAACAUACUUGGAGAUAGGAACUCAUCAUAUCACAGAGAUUUGUACUCCAACGUCUCUUUUCCUUACCUCAAGUGGGGUUACCGCAAAAGGUUAAUAUGCGAGGAACUGUUUCGUCUCAGACCAGACAUAAUCUGUAUGCAGGAAGUAGACAAGUAUUUCGAUCUAUUCAGCAUGAUGGAGAAAGCUGGAUAUGCUGGCUCCUACAAGCGGCGAACUGGAGAUAACAUUGACGGGUGCGCUAUGUUUUGGAAGGCCGACAGGUUUCGGGUUUUGGAGAGGGAAAACAUUGAGUUUAGCCAGUUUGGUAUGCGUGAUAAUGUUGCACAACUUUCAGUUCUCGAGCUGCUGAAGUCUAAUUCAAGAAAGCUACUGGUUGGUAACAUUCAUGUGCUUUAUAAUCCAAGUAGAGGAGAUGUGAAGCUGGGGCAGAUCCGUUCACUCUGCUCAAAGGCUCACUUGCUCUCUAAGAAAUGGGGUGAUAUUCCCAUUGUCCUAGGCGGUGAUUACAAUAGCUUACCCCAGAGUCCAUUGUACAACUUCUUGACAUCCUCCGAGCUGAAUAUAAUGAAACAUGACAAAAGGGAGCUGUCUGGCCAGAAAAAUCGUCUUCCAAACCAAGUUCUUGAGUCAGGAAGCAAAUCUAGUAAUACAGUAACUUCAAUAAGCAGAUGCUUAAGUAGCUCUUGGACCAACGAAGAGAUUCGUCUUGCGACGGGACAAGAGAACUCGUACUGGGCUGUGCAUCCGUUGAAACUCCAUAGCUCAUACGCCUCAGUUAAGGGUUCAACAAAUACCAGGGACUCUGUUGGUGAACCUCUAGCAACCUCGUAUCACUCGAAAUUUCUUGGAACGGUUGAUUACCUCUGGUACUCGAAUGGUAUUGUACCAUCAAGAGUUCUUGAUACAGUUCCCAUUGAUGUCCUCUGCAGAACCAGAGGCCUUCCUUGUCAAGAACUGGGAAGCGAUCACUUGGCACUGGUUUCUGAAUUUUUCUUUGAACCUAAUGGUUGAUGACUUCUGAAACCAGCUUGGUUUGCUUACGGUUUACAUAUUAUGUCUAUGAUUUAUAAGUACAAGCGUACCGAAACAACCGGUUCUUGGUACAAAAUCAAACCGUGGUCUGUAGUUAAAUGUACAAUAAACCAGGAUAUUCAUUUUCUUCUCUGUUUAUUUUGAUUUAUGCCAAUAUAUUUUCUUGUUUCUUAACUAAUUACUAGAUUUUGACCCG